Messenger RNA from Leguminivora glycinivorella, 545 nucleotides. RefSeq names its product mitochondrial pyruvate carrier 2-like. Lineage: Eukaryota; Metazoa; Arthropoda; Insecta; Lepidoptera; Tortricidae. The coding region runs from base 174 to 524 and encodes 116 amino acids. Gene Ontology annotation, biological process: pyruvate import into mitochondria. The record is from RefSeq and is a predicted model, not a curated record. Gene Ontology annotation, cellular component: mitochondrial inner membrane. Gene Ontology annotation, molecular function: pyruvate transmembrane transporter activity. The transcript is spliced from 3 exons.
AGGAAAAUCAGCUUUAAAGAUGGAAUUUAAUUAAAGAAAUACCAUUUCGCGCAAAUAAAUAAUGUUUACACUACAUACUCAUAAUUCUGCAAACGCAAAUGUUCAAUAUCUAAUUGUAUAGCAUUCUUAGAAGUAGAAAUUUCGUGAUUGAAAGGUGCGUUUUCAUAACUAAAAUGUCUAAGUUGUACCAAGGAAUUGUUGGUGUUUGCGAUAAAUUCGUACCGACGAAUCUGCGACCACUUUGGGAACAUCCAGCUGGACCGAAAACUAUUUUCUUUUGGGCUCCUGCAUUCAAAUGGGGCCUAGUCCUCGGCGGUCUAGGCGACAUAAACCGGCCCGCAGAGAAGCUGUCCAUCCCACAGGUGAGCUCCCUCGCCGCCACGGGGCUGAUCUGGUCGCGCUACUCUCUCGUCAUCAUCCCCAAGAACUACAGCCUCUUCUAUGUGAACGUGUUCGUCGCCGCCAUCAACGUGUAUCAGCUCGCCAGGGCCAUUAAUUACCAGCAGUCGUUGCCCAAGAAAUAGAAGAAGAUAUGACUGUAGAAA